GAGAGAGAGAGAGAGAGAGAGAGAGAGAGAGAGAGAGAGAGAACGCGCUGAAAGAAGCCUGGCAUAGUUUGGUGAGGAUUGUGGAAAAAGAUGUAACGAAGCUCGGAAGCACUCUCCCCGGAAUGGAAGUCUGGAUUACUGCUCCUGCUGAAGCGCACUGUGGAUGUCUGAAUACACCAGGAGCCGAUAACGCUGCAAUGAAUUGAUUGUAAAGGGGAAAAAAAAGAAAAAAGAAAGAAAGAAAAGAAAAAAAACCAAGCAAACCUUUUUCUCAAAAUGGGAACUAACUGUGCUCAUUUUCGCUCUAUUGCAAAGCUCUCUGUGGGUGUGUGUGGGAUGUCAUGUCAGGGCUGAAGCCCAUUCCUCUCCCAUGAGCCUGUGUGCCCACGCACACACCUGGCGCCUCCACGCACGUACAAGGCGCCUACACACCCGCAGCCGACGCUGACGCCGUGAACUGGACCCUCAGAGUUCAGCGGACCCCAGCUGAGCCGAACGCAGCGGAGUUUAGCCCAGUUGGAGCCUGAGGAUGUCAACAGAGACAGAGCUACAGCCAGCGGUCAGGCCCAGCAGCGUCAGACGGGACUCCAAAAGGAAGGGGCAGGAUCGCAGCGAGGCAGCUCUCAUCAGGCGUUUUAAGGGCGAUGGCGUCCGCUACAAGGCCAAGCUCAUCGGCCUGGACGAGGUCACUGCUGCCCGUGGAGACAAGCUCUGCCAGGACUCAAUGAUGAAGCUCAAGGGUGUAGCUGCAGCAGCACGGUCUAAAGGAGAACACAAGCAGAAGGUGUUUCUAACCGUUUCGUUUGGCGGGAUCAAGAUCUUCGAUGAAAAGUCAGGGAUCCUCCAACACCACCAUGCGGUCCAUGAGAUUUCAUACAUCGCAAAGGACAUCACGGACCACCGAGCCUUCGGCUAUGUCUGUGGGAAGGAAGGGAACCACCGCUUUGUGGCUAUCAAGACCGCACAGUCGGCUGAACCAGUGAUUCUGGACCUGCGGGACCUGUUCCAGCUUAUCUACGAGAUCAAGCAGAGAGAGGAGAUGGAAAAGAAGGCCCAAAAAGACAAACAGUGUGAACAGGCGGUCUAUCAGACAAUACUGGAGGAGGACCUGGAGGACCCGGUCUAUCAGUACAUUGUGUUUGAGGCGGGACACGAGCCCAUCCGUGACCAAUCAGAAGAGAGCAUUUAUCAGGUCCCUACCAGUCAGCAAAAGGAAGGGGUCUAUGACGUCCCAAAGCGACACCCAAAUGGACGUCCAAACACCCCCAAACAUCCUCAUCAUCAACAGCAUCAUCAUUAUCAUGAUCAGCUCCUCCAGCAACAGCAAACUCAAGAGCAGCAGCAGGCAGUGGCAGAUUUGAUAGACUUAGACCUGGAUUUGAUGACGCAGAAUAUCAACCAAUUAGAGAUUUUUGGAGACAUGUCUACGCCUCCUGACAUCACCUCUCCGUCGACUCCCGCCUCCCCAGCCAACACCCUCGACCCCUCGCAGGGCCUGCAGCCUCCCACUGAAUUGUUUGCUCCCUUCAAUCCGGCGUCUGUGCCCUCAGGUUAUGUGACAAUGGGAGCAGUACCUACUGGACACUGGUCCCAGCAGGCGUUUGCUGCCCAGACACCGCUGGCCUUCGGGGUCCAGUCCCCUCUGGGCCCGGUAGCCCAGGUGCUGCCAGGCGGUCAGCCUCUCAUAUGGGGUCAGGCGAACAUCUUCCCUGCCACGCAGCAGCAGUGGGCCGCCAUGGCAGCCGGAGCCUUCCCCCCCACAGCCUACCUCCCCGCCCAGCCGGUGGGCACCCUGCCAGCCGCCAUGUUCCAGACCCUCACGCCCGUCACGACCGUGACUCCAGCCGGAGAGAGCCAACUGGGAGCCAUCGCAGGUGCUUCGGCUCCAUCCCCAUCGGCAUCGUCGAGUCCACAGCACGGAGAGAGAGCAAAGAAGAUAGGCAAAGAGAUGUUUAAGGAUUUCCAGCUGGCAAAACCUCCAGCAAUGCCGUCAAAGAAGGUCGAUCAGCCCAGCUUAACGGGGACCACAGAGGCAUUCAGCUCUUACUUCAACCGCGUGGGCACUGCCCAGGACACGGACGACUGUGAUGACUUUGACAUUUCUCAAAUGAAUCUGACACCGGUCACCUCCACAACACCAUCCACCAACUCGCCUCCCACCCCAGCACCCAGGAAGAGCUCUCCUUCCAAAUCCUCAGCCUCGCAUGUCAGCGACCCUCCUACCGACGCCACAGACCCCCCAACGGACGACUCGUUUGGCGAGGCGGAGGGCAGUCCUAGUCGCAGUGGAGAGGAAGAUGCUAAGGGAAAGGACCCUCUGUACGCCCAGAUCAACAAAGGGAAGAAAUAAAGGACUCACAAGAAGACAGACUUGACCAGCAAAGAGAGAACAGGAGGAGGACCCUUAACCUCUGUGUGUGUGAGUGCGUGUGCGAGUAUGGAUGGCACGUCCUCGCCUGGCCAAGACUUUCUUGCUCUCCUCUUCCUGCUAACAACCUCCCAGGAGAAGCAACCACGCUCUCACUGUUUCUCUCCUCUUCCUCCUCCUCAUCCUCCUCUCUGAAGUCUCUCUUCUUCCUGAGGAGACAGCCCUCUCAGUCAUUGACUUCAGGAAGGAGGGAUAUCAAUCACUGAGUCGGAUCCUGUUCUCUCUCCACUGCGUCUCCUCCUAUCCUCUCUUCUACCUGUGGCAACUCACACCCAGCCUUAGAGACAUAUCCUGCUCCCCCUUUUCUCCGCCUCACUCUCUCUCCCUGUCGGCCUCCCUGCGUUGCUCCUGCCUCCCCUGCUCUCCACUCCUCCCUCUGCACCCUGCGCCUGGCCAGAGACUGACUGUGCUGCCAAGAAGGGAACUGAGUCAAGCAGUGCCUCCCCCUCUGUGACGCACACUCACACACGCACGCACACACCAGACUAGAGUGGUCAGCUUUUGAUUUAAUGGGACAGAAUCUGAAUCAGUAAGGAGGAGAUCCAACAGGUGGAGCCAGACUCUCAAUGUGCUAAUCAGUGAUGGCUCGUUUUCCGGAAUUGCUGCCUCUGAUUGGCUGAUUGGUUCGGGCGUUUCCUUCCCAUUCUUGUGAGUGUCUGCUGGAUCACUAUGCAGAAACAAGACUCUCUGGGAGCUACUCACGCACCAACUACAUGAUUACUUUGCACACAGCAAUCAUACAAACACCCAGACAUGCAAACACACACAGUCAUGCCCCGCCCUUCAACAUGCUUACACACAGUAAUUUGCCUAGCGUCUCUCCACGCGGACAGACUCGUAGUGAGACCAGAGGACCACAUAUGCUGAGGAAAUGGACCCUGAGAGGGAAACGUUGCAAGUUAAACAGUUUCUGUGAUCGAACUGUUCAUUCUCUAUAGCUUUUGUACAAUACUGAUUUCAGAAAAAAAGAA
This is a messenger RNA of Salarias fasciatus (jewelled blenny), 3399 nucleotides long. It is a transcript of the gene dab1a, whose product is annotated as DAB adaptor protein 1a. Gene Ontology annotation, biological process: neuron migration. The coding region runs from base 530 to 2350 and encodes 606 amino acids. The record is from RefSeq and is a predicted model, not a curated record. Gene Ontology annotation, cellular component: cytoplasm; intracellular membrane-bounded organelle. Lineage: Eukaryota; Metazoa; Chordata; Actinopteri; Blenniiformes; Blenniidae. The transcript has 16 exons.